This is a messenger RNA of Egretta garzetta (little egret), 6589 nucleotides long. RefSeq names its product nuclear receptor subfamily 2 group C member 1 (gene NR2C1). Gene Ontology annotation, molecular function: nuclear receptor activity; RNA polymerase II cis-regulatory region sequence-specific DNA binding; zinc ion binding. Gene Ontology annotation, biological process: anatomical structure development; cell differentiation; negative regulation of transcription by RNA polymerase II. Lineage: Eukaryota; Metazoa; Chordata; Aves; Pelecaniformes; Ardeidae. The transcript is spliced from 13 exons. The record is from RefSeq and is a predicted model, not a curated record. Bases 23 to 1819 code for a protein of 598 amino acids.
GAAAUUCUGGUGACUAAAGAUCAUGGCAGCCAUAGAGGAACUGGCCCACCAAAUUAUUGAACAGCAAAUGGGAGAGAUUACCCAUUCCCAGGGAGCUGUUACACAAACACUAAUGGAUGGGACAGCACAACGAAUACAGAUUGUCCCUGCAGAUUCAGGCCUCUCUUUACCACAACGUAUACAGAUUGUCACAGAUCAGCAGACGGGCCAGAAGAUUCAGAUUGUUACAGCACUUGAUCAGAGCUCAGCAGGCAAGCAGUUCAUCUUAACAAAUCAUGAUGGCUCUACCCCAAGCAAGGUGAUCCUUGCCAGACAAGAUUCCACUCCAGGAAAAGUUAUCCUAGCAACUCCAGAUGCUGCAGGUGUCAACCAACUGUUUUUUGCAUCCCCUGAUAUAUCUGCACAACACAUCCAGAUUUUAACAGACAACUCUCCCAAUGAACAGGGCCUAAAUAAAGUGUUUGAUCUGUGUGUUGUAUGUGGAGACAAGGCAUCAGGGCGUCACUAUGGAGCAGUAACUUGUGAGGGAUGCAAAGGAUUCUUUAAAAGGAGUAUACGGAAGAAUUUAGUUUAUUCGUGCCGAGGAACAAAAGACUGUGUCAUUAACAAACACCACCGGAAUCGAUGUCAGUACUGUAGGCUGCAGAGAUGCAUCGCAUUUGGGAUGAAACAAGAUUCUGUGCAGUGUGAGAGGAAACCUAUCGAAGUGUCAAGAGAAAAAUCUUCAAACUGUGCGGCUUCUACAGAAAAGAUCUACAUUCGGAAAGAUCUUCGUAGUCCACUAGCUGCAACUCCAACUUUUGUAACAGACAAUGAAACAGCAAGAUCAACGGGCCUUCUGGAAUCGGGAAUGUUUGUUAACAUUCAUCAGUCUGCAAUAAAAAGUGAGCCUGCUGUGCUGAUGACUCCGGAUAAGGUUGAAGCAUGUCAGGGAGAUUUAAGUACUCUGGCAAACGUCGUGACUUCAUUAGCAAAUCUCAGUAAAUGCAAAGACAUGUCACAAAGCAGUACAGAGCUAUCUAUGAUUGAGAGUUUGAGUAAUGGAGAUGCAUCAUUAUCUGAACUCCAGCAAGAAGAACAAGCUAGCAGUGAUGUUACAAGGGCAUUUGAUACUCUUGCAAAAGCAUUAAAUCCAGGAGAGAGUGCGGCGUGUCAGAACUCUGAAAGUAUUGAAGCCGGUGUACAGCUGAUUGGUGGAGAAACGAGCAUGAAUAUCGUUGAAAUAGAGGGGCCACUACUCAGUGAUGCACAUGUAGCAUUCAGGGAUAACAGCAUAUCAUUAGUAAAAGCCUGCUGGAACGAACUUUUUACGCUUGGUCUUGCACAAUGUUCACAAGUUAUGAAUGUGGCAACUAUAUUAACUGCAUUUGUUAAUCACCUUCACGGCAGUUUACAGCAAGAUAAGCUGCCAACAGACAGAGGAAAAUUAGUAAUGGAGCAUAUCUUCAAACUGCAAGAGUUCUGUAACAGCAUGGUUAAGCUUUGCUUAGAUGGAUAUGAAUAUGCGUAUUUGAAAGCGAUCGUCCUCUUCAGUCCUGAUCACCCAGGUCUAGAAAAUGUGGUACAGAUUGAGAAAUUUCAAGAAAAGGCUUACAUGGAAUUCCAAGACUAUGUAACAAAAGCAUAUCCAGAUGAUACUUACAGACUGUCUAGACUUCUUCUCCGAUUGCCUGCUCUUAGGCUGAUGAGUGCUGCCAUCACCGAAGAGCUGUUUUUUGCAGGACUAAUUGGAAAUGUUCAGAUAGAUAGCAUCAUCCCAUAUAUUCUGCGAAUGGAGACAGCGGACUACAACUCCCAGAUAAUUGGUCAUGCCGUAUAAAAGUAGCAGUCAAGGAUUCUGUACCAUGGCAGUCAUGGUGAUGUAAAUGCAUACCCUGUCUCCAAGAGAUGGCAAUAAGCCUUCCCGUGCACCUUUCCAAAGAAGGCUGAUAUUCCUCCUUUCCAGUACACUUGGGAAACGUGGUGGAGUGUAUUAAGGAAUAUAGGAUCGCUUCCUAUUUUUCAUCUGAUCUUCACGGACUUGUAAAUUAACUUGAUAUCUGAAGAAAGUCAAGAAUUGUCCAUCCUAUUUUUGUAGAUAGAUGAACUUGGAAUAUUUGUUUAUGGAGUCCAGGCUUGUGAAGAAACUGAAGCAGCUUUGACUGGACUAAGGUAUCUGAACUUAGUUUGAUGUUUUAGAAAAAUAAAUUAACUUUCCUCUCUGAGUUGUGUUUUCAGUGUUUUGCUACUAGUUCCUUCUCACUGAUAGAAUGGAAAAUACAUGAUCAAACAUCAAAAAGACCGGUGUUUCCAUGGAAACAAGACGGUGAUAACUAAACAUAGUUGUUCCUGUUGUUUUGAAGAGAGAUUUGUUUCUUGUUGAACGAAAACACUGGACACCAUUACAAGUGCAGGGAAAGUAGAGGAAGUUCACAUUUUAAAAUACCCUGAUGAUAUGUUGAUGCAGUUGAUCAAAAGUGACGCAGCAAAGGGUAGGUACUGACUGUUUUGUGGAUGCAAAGGAAUACUGUGUUGUAGUAGUAUGUCUUGGUAGACAUCAGCUGGUUUAUACUAUGAAAACUAACAGGGAAGUGUAUACUGCAGGUAUUCAAAGACAGCACCCUCCUGUUUUUUCUGGUCUCAGAAGUUAGAGCUUUUUCACACUACCCCUCCCUCUAUCUUACUCAGCGCACAACAAUGGAAGCGUUCUAGAUGCCUCUUAACUUGUGUUCAUGUCUUUAUUUUUUUUAUUAUUGUCAGCCUUUGGCUAUGUAGUUCUCUUCUCCAACCAGUCUCGUAUGAUUAUUUUUUAAAUUCGAGUUUGUCAAAUCCAGUGCCCCUCCCUAUGGGAGCAUGGUCUCUGCUGCUUUUCCUUUCCUUAUUAGAAAUGGGUCUAGAUACUUCAUAUAUGUUGCCUGAAUCAUACUCCACAGCUCCAUCUAAGGAUGGGUUUAAAUGUUUUUCUGUCUUGAGGCAUGUGCCUCACUGACAAGUAACAUUGACAUAUGGUUGUUCUUGCUUCCUUUUGCAUCAGGAAGUUAAACAUUCCUAGCGCGUUUAAUACCCAUUGCUUAAAAUGAGAGGAGUAUCCUAGUAAAAGUGGUGGUCUACCUGUGACACUAGCGUUUAGGAUUAUCUAAAUCUUGAAUCAAGGCUGAGUUCUGUUUAUCAUAAACCUUCUCUUUCUCUUGCAACACUGGGUGAAGAAGAGCCUCACCCAAUCAAGAAACACAUGGUUGCACCAGAAAUUGCUUAGCCAAAAGAUGAGCUUAAAUGGGGGCUUUUGCCCACUCUGCACUGGCAGCUCCAAGGCCACCCUAACACCAAGAGACUACUAGAUGAGGCUUGGAUGAGUUCUGUGGGUUUUCUUAGCACCUGAAGAUCUCAACCAGCCAAAAAGAAUCAGAGAACUGCCUCUGGCACUGAAUUUCUGUGGUUUUUUUCGAUUCUGCUCACUGAGCUGCUUGGAUCUUCCUCCACCCAAACUCUGUAAUCUGAGGCUGUACUACAGGACCGGUCAUAUCCAGUACCACAGACCAAAGCACUCGGUGCUGAGGGCCCUUGAUGGGAUGGAAGCACCCCCCCUUGCUCUGCUUUGGCACUUACAGACUUGCUGGAGGGCAGCUUUCAGUGUUGGAGCUGGCCAUGGCAGCUGAGCUUAUCCCACAUUCCACCUUCCGAAGGGUGCAGGAUUCAAGCUCUUCAUCUGUGUUCCCUGGAGAGCAGUGUGAGGACUACUCCUCUGCGUUUCAGGAGGUAUGCACCUCAUCAGCAGGGCUUAUGGAAAUCUGAAAGACAGUUGCUGCCAAUAUGCUGUGCUUGUUCUCUCCCUGGGGGUUAGAGGCCUGUCUUGCUAUCCGUGGGACCAGGUUGCAGGUGGGGAGGUACAUCAUUCUUCAGCUCAGCUCUCCUUAGAAAUUAUGACCCUGCUUUCUAGCCCUGUGCUACUCCUAACCCAAUUCUGGCCCCAACAGGCAUGGGACAUUUGCAGUCCUCUGGGGUAAACCUUUUAAGGAAGCUGACAGCACAUCACUCCUGAAUAUUUUGGAGGUGGUUUCCUAGGCAUUCCAAUACUCUUUGAAGUUUUUUACUCCAAUAUUCUCAAGAUUCAUGUAACCCAGAUAAUAGUAAGAUGGAAAUAAAAGCUUGGGUUCCUUCUGAAUGCAGUACGUUGUGCAAAUCUCUCUCACAUCCUUGCAGAAAUCUUCCACCCUGCAGCUUGAGCCUCAGGUGUGAUUUACAGUUCUUUGUUUACAGCUGGCCAAAAGAUUCAGCUGAUGCAGCCUCUUGCGUGGUACCAUCCAGCUGCAGAAACAGCUGGGAAAAUACCACUAUUUCUAUUGACGUAAAUAUUUAGCAAUUGAAUCCCUCGGCUCAUCCAACUUUAUCAUAGAACCGCCCAGGUUUGAAGGGACCUUGAAAGGUCAUCCAGUCCAACCUUCCGUGGGAAGGGGAGCCUAGAGGAGAUGAUCUAGCACCCUGACCGAUCACAUCUUGAAAACCUCCAGUGAAGGAGACUCCACCACAUCCCUGUGGAGUUUGUUGCAGCAAUUGAUUGUUCUCAGCAUAAAAAAUUUCUUUCUUACAUUGAGAUCUCCAAGACUUUUCAAAGAUUAUACACAGUGGCCUUGCACCAGUGUCAGCCACUUCUUUUAAUACCCUAGGGUGGAUUUCCUCUGGGCCCAUGGAUUUAUGUGGAUCGAGCCCUUGCAAGAGGCUGCACACCAGCCCUUCCUCUGCUACUGCUUGGGUCAACACGUGCAUUGUCAUAGCCACUUGAUCCUGUGCUCUUCAAUCCAGCUAUGCUGGCAAAGACAGAGGCAAAGAAGAUAGCGAGAACCUCUGCCUUGUCAGCAUUAUUAGUGAGUAGGUUUUCUGCCCUGUUAGGCAAUGGGUCUGUGUCUCCCUUGUGCUUCUGCUUACUGCUCACAUAUCUGAAGAAUGCUUUCCUGUUGGUCUUGACAUCUUCAGCCAAUUUCAGUUCUAGCUGAGCCUUAGCUUUCCUGACCACAUGCCCUAGCAAGGUUCCUGUAUUCCUUGAUGGGUAUUUAGCUGCCUUUCUAUAGCCAGUAUACUUCUGUUUUGCUUUUUGGGGCUUUUUUUGCUUUUUUUGUCAGAGCACUAUUUUAGAGGAGAUGGCCUCAGACCCUUACUUUCUCUGGAUUUCUGUUCUUGCUUCCUCUUUGUGCCCUAGUCUGAAUACAAGUUAGCCUACUUCAGUAACGUCUGGACUGCCAUUACCACUGACUGCUGGGUCAAGACUACUUAGGAUGUGUUAACUCAAAAGCACAAGAACCUUGGUCAUGUUUCACAUCAGGUUGUUUAAAUUCAUGUGUUUGAAACAUGUCCUUGCUGUUCUUUUUGAUGCCCAUCACCUCUGCUGGGCAGCAGAAGAUCCAAAGCCCAAUGGCUGAGUUUUUCCCCUCCCACAUGCAAAUCCCUUGGACUUCAUCUGGCAUAUCUGCCAGAUCACAGAAUCAGGAAAUUCACCCAUCCAUGUUUUUCUUGUUAAAUGCUGUAUUUUCAGGUCUGAGAUUUCCUGUCACGUGUUGGGUAGCAAGAGAACAUUGUCUUCUUAUUCGCAUGGGACAGAGACUUUCAGAGUAUCUUUAAUCUAGUUCUCUUGACCAGCUGAGAAAUCAAACAGGAUAACCGUCUCCAAACUAGGUAACGGGCUGUAUUGCGUCUCUUGAACAGUAUGGUUGAGUCCCCAUCAGGGGUCAGGAGAUACUCUUCAUAGUUCUCAGACUACAUUUGAGGCUUUGCUCAAUAAUAUCUCUUUCACAUCUUUGCAAACUGGACAACUAGUUCAAGAAAUCAACCAAAGACCAAAGAAGUUUCUGCCAGCCACCUUUUUCUAAGAAUACUGGGAUGCUUAAUUAUCUGUGGUGUGGCCAUGUACAUGGCUAUGUACGUAAAGAAAAGUUGCCUGUCUCAAAGAGCUCCUAGCUACUUGUGUGAUGUCCAUAUAUGCCAUAACCACAUACCCUUCUCCCAGGCUAUGUGUGGCUGACAGAAUAUUGUAACUGCUUGCUGUCAAGGCAAGGAAAAGGGAGAGAUACGAGUACACACCGGGGCCAAACCCCCCCAUUUUAUGUUCUUGGAUACCUCUGAUGUUUGGACCUCUGUAGAGCAAACGUGCAUUCACACAACGCAUUGCAAAGAGCUCUGGCUACUGGUAAGUAACCUUUUUUCCCCAAAAGUUUUCUUACAUUUUUUCAUAAUAAUAAAUUUUCAUCGUAAGUUCAGUAUUGAUUUAAAGGCAGGGUGCAACCGGCCUGUGCUGCCUGGCAAGUAAUCUCUUUUGGCUUCAUGAUGACCUAGAAGGUAGGGAAUCCGUACUGCAGGUUGUUGCUUCAGUGUUACUCACUUUGCUCAUCAAGAUUUUUCAUUAAUCAUUUAAAAAUAAUUUCAUUAAUCAUUCUUCAACUAUCAAGUCACGCUUUUGAUAAGGAAUGAGGUAUAACUGGGUUUUCUCAGGAAUGGGAGCUUUAAAACAGGUAAAUUAAUACAGGGAUGAACAUGGGUUUUCCUUAUUUCUGGAUGUGAAGCGUGGCAGUCAUCUGAGAAUAAUGCAGCAGCUCAUUAGGCUGAGCAGCGACAUUCUGGG